AUGGAUUCUGAUGCUGGCUCCACCUGCAGCCGCUCCUCAUCCCCAGACCUGGUGGUGGAUGACUCUCCUGUGAACUUCUUCCACAACAAAAUGUUCCAGACAUACUGCCAAGAAAACAGCGAGGCCGGCAAGGGCAGGACAGAGCACUGCGGUGUGGGCGGUAAGACUAAGAACAGGUCUGAUCCCAACAAGGAAGAGGUGCAAGACCUGAGACUGAAAGUCAACAGCCGGGAGAGGAAAAGGAUGCAUGACCUGAAUCAGGCUAUGGAUGGCCUGCGAGAGGUCAUGCCCUAUGCUCAUGGCCCUUCAGUACGCAAGCUGUCAAAGAUCUCGACCUUGCUUCUAGCCCGCAACUACAUUCUCAUGCUGUCCAGCUCUUUGGAGGAGAUGAAAAAGUUGGUAGGGGAUGUAUAUGGAGGUAGUGCUGCUGUCCAGAGCCGCACCGCAGCCCACCCCACGAUUACCUCUGCGGCACCCACUGCCCAUCUCUCACUGCAUCCUCUGGCCCAGUCCCUGCACUCUCUGGUGGGCAGCACACCACCUACUCUUCAUCAUACACCUUCUACAGCGACCCCUGCUCCACACUCACCGCCAUCAGCCAGCUUCCUUGGUUUCCAUGCUCCAGUCCAGGGCCUUCUGAAGGACCCCCUCCACCUGACCGGCUCCUACAGGCACUUCCCCGGCAUGCCCUGUCCCUGCUCCCUCUGCCAGCCUCUGCCGACCACUACCUCCACAUUGCACAGCCUGUCUAUGAACAAGUGA
Scomber japonicus (chub mackerel) is the source of this 762-nucleotide messenger RNA. It is a transcript of the gene olig4, whose product is annotated as oligodendrocyte transcription factor 4. The transcript has a single exon. Lineage: Eukaryota; Metazoa; Chordata; Actinopteri; Scombriformes; Scombridae. The record is from RefSeq and is a predicted model, not a curated record. Gene Ontology annotation, molecular function: protein dimerization activity. Bases 1 to 762 code for a protein of 253 amino acids.